AUGUGCUGGGGCACAAGUUCUGGACGAAUAAGUCAACUUGCUCACUAUGGUCCUAUUGGUGCUAUUAUUUUGAUCAUAUGGAUAACAGUUAGUGCGUUCAAUUGUUUAACAAAAUGGUAUCCGCCACAGUCAACUGAUUAUUUAAGUAUUAUCAAUUUUCUCAUUUUCUGGAUACAUCCAUGCGUUAUUUUUUACAAUUAUUUUUGUGCAAUUUUUCGUGGACCAGGCUUCGUCUCUCAAAACUGGAUACCAGCGAAUAAAGAAGAUAUUCAGUACUUGCAAUAUUGUGAAAUAUGUGAAAGCUACAAAGCACCACGUUCACAUCACUGUAAGAAAUGUCAGCGAUGUGUGCUGAAACUUGAUCAUCAUUGUCCUUGGAUCAAUACGUGUGUGGGACAUACCAAUCAUGCGAGUUUCUGUUAUUUUAUGUUCUAUGCGAUACUUGGUUGUAUCCAUGGACUGUUAAUGCUAUGUCCAGCUGUGUAUCGAGCGUUAUUUGUUCGCUACUACCUUUAUCAUCGUAUUAAAAAUGUGCCAAUCAUUAUUUUCUCAUUUUGGGGUUUGUUAUCUAGUAUUUUAUCAAUCGGUUUGGCGAUUGGUGUCGUUGUUGCAGUGGGUUUUUUACUAGGUGUUCAAUGCCGAAAUAUAAUUAAAAAUCAAACUGGUAUUGAAAAUUGGAUAUUGAGAAAAGCAAUCGAUCGUAGUCAUAGAGCAGAGAAGAAAUUUAUUUAUCCAUAUGAUCUUGGUUUCAAAGAAAAUGUUCGACAUGUAUUCAAUUGGAGAAAUGGUUUUAGUUCCAUUGGUGAUGGUUUGGUUUGGACGGUUCGUGACGGGUCUGAUCAAUACGACCUUACCAGGGAACAAUUAGAACAAAAAGCUGAAAAACGUAUGAGAACCGUCCGUUAUGAUGUCAUUGGUGAUUAUAAUGGAUUCUUUUUUCCAAUAAAAUAUGGUUUUCGUACGUGUAUUUGUAUUCCAUUCACCGAUGAACAUCGAAUGAAAAUAACUCGAGGUGAUCGAGUAUUAGUAACACGUUGGGAAACUUAUUGGUUGUAUGGAGAACGUCUAAUAUCAACAAAAACGGCAGAUAAGUUAUCUUCAUCAACGACAACAGAAACGAAAAAGAAAAAACGCGAUCGUGGUUGGUUUCCAAGAUGUUGUAUUUAUGAAGCAUUUAAAAUGGAAGACCUAUGGUCAGGAAAAAUUCGUCCAGAUUCAGAUAUGGUACUUUCGGAAAGUAUCAAUUUUGGACCUGAAUCAUUUGCUCCGGAAGGGUUCGAUGAAAAUGAUCAUGAUAAUAAUUCAGAGGUGCUAUCGACAGACAUGUCAUCAACAACAACGAGCAGAAAACGAACAAGAAAAGAAGAUUAG
Didymodactylos carnosus is the source of this 1371-nucleotide messenger RNA. NCBI's taxonomy places the organism in Eukaryota, Metazoa, Rotifera, Eurotatoria, Philodinida, Philodinidae. The record is from the annotation of a GenBank genome assembly.